GGCUCCUCCAACCUCCGGAAUAAUUCGGUUUCACCCUCUGGAAGGGGUGCUACCAUUAGCGCAUGCGUCCGGCAUGGCUAACACUCCCUGUCUUGCAGCGGAGCAUUAUUUUGUAACGACAUCCCUUGUGAGGUAGGUCGACGCGAUACACGCUUAUCAAAAAUUUCACGCGCAACAUAGAAUCCUUCGAGCCGGAAGUGCGAUUAGAACGUUUCUUUGGCGAUUCCGCAACAAGGAUCAAUCCUUGAUAAAUUAAAAUCGCGCGAGUCUCGUCACGCCGAGAAUCGGGCGUGAACGCAUUGUUUUGAUUCUCGGAUAAUGUAGACGCGAAAUCUGGAAGUUUCGAGCAACAACCACGUGCACUGCUAGAAGAACAUCCGGAAGACAUCUUGUAAUUUUAAUUAGCUGCAUUCGGGAAACAUGGCGGAAAAGAUGUACUAUUGGGGAGAAGAGAAGGACCAGGUGGAUCCGGAUCAAGCUUUCAUAGAGUUCAAAGCAAAGCCGGUCGCUGCCGAGAGGAAGCGGGAUUAUACUUCUGCUUCCGUUCCAAAGAUGACCGCCUCCUCGCCGCAAGGCAGAGCGACGGAAGUUGGGAAUCGCGAAGAGGAUACGGAACGAGGCGGAUGGGACAACAAACUCGACUUCCUGUUUUCUUGCAUCAGCGUGUCCGUCGGUUUGGGCAACGUCUGGAGAUUUCCGUAUUUGUGUUACAAAAACGGCGGUGGUGUGUUUCUUAUCACUUAUGGAAUCGCUAUGCUCUUCUGUGGAAUUCCAAUUUUCUUCCAAGAAGUCGCUAUCGGGCAAUACCUUGGCGCUGGAGGGAUGACGCUCGUGGGUCAACUGUGCCCUUUGUUACAAGGUGUCGGAUACGCUACCAUGACUAUCGUAUUCUUCCUCGACGUGUAUUACUGCAUAAUUAUCGCUUGGACACUUUUCUAUCUCAUUAGCACAUUCGCCAAUAUACCUGGCGUACCUUGGAGCGGUUGUGGCAACUGGUGGAACACCGAAGACUGCUACGCUGGUUCCGAUAAAAUCGAGCAUGGAGGAAAUGUUUCUUAUUCGAAUAAUACUAAUGUAACGAGCAAUGUUACUUUGCAUCAUACGACACCCGUCGAGGAAUAUUGGGAACGACGGGUUCUUGGGAUCACUUCCGGUAUUGAAACGAUCGGUGGAAUACAAUACGAGCUGUUGGGUUGUCUGGUCAUCGGUUGGCUGCUCGUUUACUCGAUCAUCCGUCGUGGUCUUCAUCAGAGCGGUAAGAUCAUCUGGUUUUCAGCCUUGUUCCCCUACGUGGUGCUUUUCAUUCUUUUGGGAAGAGCGGUGACAUUGGACGGCGCCUACGAUGGUUUACUAUACUACGUCACGCCCAGAUGGGACCAGCUGCUAUCGCCAGGACCAUGGAUCGAUGGUGCGACACAAAUUUUCUUCGCUUACAGUAUCGGCACCGGGGCACUGCCUGCUUUGGGAUCUUACAACAAGUUCCAUCAUAAUUCCUACAAAGAUGCACUAAUCACUUGCAUAGUGAACACCUUAACUUGUCUUCUGGCUGGUUGUGUCACCUUUUCCAUACUGGGUCACAUCGCUUUGGAGCAAAACACUCAAGUGUCCGAAGUGGUGAAAAGUGGACCGGGUCUGGUGUUUCUCACCUACCCGGAAGUGGUGCUCAAACUACCUGGCGCCCCGAUCUGGGCUAUAAUCUUCUUCGUGAUGCUGCUCAUACUCGGAAUCGAUAGCGAAUUUUGCAUAGUCGAAUCCUUUAUCACGGGUAUGGUCGAUAACUGGCCAGAUCUGCUUCGUCCUCACAGAAAGAAGUUCACCAUUGCUAUCUGUCUUUUAAUGUUUCUUCUGGGAAUUCCUAUGGUGACCCACGGAGGAGUUUAUAUAUUCCAAUUGAUGGACUUUUAUUCAGCGAGUGGCAUGUCGAUUCUGUGGGUUUGUUUCUUCCAAACGAUCGCUAUAUCUUGGAUCUUCGGGGCGAACAAAUUCUGCGACUGUAUUCAUCAAAUGAUGGGUGUACGAUUGAAUAAAUUUUGGUACAUAUGCUGGGUGGUGUUUGCACCUGUGAUCAUGGCUUUUAUUUUCGUGUUCCAAUGCGUUCAAUAUAAACCAUUGAAAUACGGAAGCGAUUACGAGUAUCCAACGUGGGCGGAAGUCCUGGGAUUUUGUCUCAGUUUGUCAUCGAUGAUUUGGAUUCCUGUCUAUGCUAUUUAUUACGUCCUCGUCACUCCAGGAUCAAUUAAAGAGAAUAUCCUAAAGGGCCUAAAGCCGAACAUAAAAUCGCACCCAAAAUUACCUAAGGGAGAGAAAUCAGCAGUGAUACCGAUGUCCGAGAGCAGCGCAGGAUUAAUCACCAAGAACAACAGCUUCUUAAGGGGGUAGACACGGUUAAUAGUUGCGCGUUGACUUUGUGUACCGGCAAAAAUGGCCUAAACAUGGGUUUACGGGACUACACUUUUCAUCCUUAUGAACAUUUGGGGCUGGGUGAGGGCUUAUUCGAGAGAGGAAGGUACAAUGCACACCGCUGCACUCAUAUUUUAGUGGGAUUAUGUUGAUGCAAAUUAAGAUCUAUUUUGUCUUCAUUUGUUGCGAAAUAACGACGAAAAGCGUAGUCUCGUAAAAGCAUUCCCACAGACCAGUUCCGCUAUUUUGUGGAUAAUACAGAGAAAGUCACCUGACAAAUUCAGUUCAGCUAGUUUAUAAGGUGGCGCGUCUAACUAAGAAGCCUGUCGAUUUGGAAUCGUAGCCAAAAUUAGGCGUUAGCUAGGUGUCACUCGACUGUGUUAGCGAAGGCAAGUGAAAAAGGCAACAAAGGCAAGAUCUGUCCUUCUCUCAUUCUGAAUGUUGAGAUCGUCCCUUUUCGCUAACAAUAAGGUAUUGACUGACGCCCGCCUGGAUUUUUCACAGCGCCCCAUAACAAACCUCGCUCAAAGAGGAGGUAUAACAAGAGAUAUACCUCCUCUUUGCAAUAAUUCUGCAAAUGUUUACAUAAGUUGUAUAUGAGAUAUUUAUUUAUUUAAAUUAUUUGCAUUCAUUCAGAAUAUUGACUAACACUCCUUUGUAUUUUUUAUUAGUUUCGAAAAACAAAGUUACUAUAGGUUUCUGGAAAUAUAUACAAGCGUCACGCAAUUGGGACGAGUAUAUCUUUUCGGUAAGAGAUGAUUGCUUAAUCGCUACUCAUAGAUUGUAAUUAAAAUAAGAGUAAUAUUUUUAAUCGAAUUUAAGGGAAGAAGACAGAUACUUGAAUCGAAAAGUCAACUUCCUUAUCGACACAUUGAUACUUGCGUGAAACUCCUUGGGGGAUGAAGCUGGAGACAAAGUUUAUAAUAUACUGCGAUAGUGAACAGUGCUAGUUUUUCAGAUGAUUAUUAUAUUUACGAAUAGAAACGAAAGAGGUUCUAUAUUUUUCUAUCGCGAAUUCCGUUUACGAGAAUCAUUCAGUUGAUAGUACAAUUUCAAUGGGAAAGUAGAAGAUUUUUCGAGGAUAGAAGAGCGAUUGAAAAGCGUGUGAUAAGUUUAGGAUGCCUUUACAAAACCGUAGUAUUUUUUUUAUUCCAGAUAUUAUGAUAGUUUUUCAUACGAACGAGAUCGAACGACCAAUUAAUAUAAUAUUAACAAUAAUGAGAAAAAAAAAGAAGCUUCUUUUAUAAUACUCUCUUUUAGAAAACUGGCCUAAUAUGUUUCCUGAUCGUUUCAGGAUCAUUUUUAACAAUACAGACUACGCUGGAUCGCUAGACGUUGUUUCAACGAGUUGAAGUGGUUGUUGCUGUUGUACGAUAUUGAGAGAGGUCUAAAAGUUUUAUCCAACGAUUGUUUAUAUUUUAUUAUUGCACUGUUACGGUGGAAAGUACUUCCAAUAGAGAACUAAAGGUGUUGCGAACUCACGCGUCGAGUACUGUUAACAAUUACGCGAUAAACAGAAUUUAGGUUGAGAGAGACCGGAUUUAUUUUAGAUAAAGAAUGAAGAUUACGUGGAAACAGUAUUACCUUGUAAGCGAUCAUUAAAUGUAAUUCGAAUCCAUACAAGGGACUUCAUUCACUGACAUUAAUUAAAAAAAAAUUUUUUUUUUAUUAUAAUUGAUAUUUUCCUAACGUUCUUUUUUUACUUAUUUAUUGAAACAUACUAUGUGUCAUUUGAUCCAAACUAUUUGCAACAGUACAAAUUUUAACGUUAGUUGAUACGAAAAAGUGAAUUCCUACAACAAUGUGUCCUAAUUAUAAUUUUGAAUAAUACGAGCACUCAUUAAAUUAGUAGCACUGACGAUCACACAAAAUGAUUGUUGAACUAUAGAAUAAUGAGAAUAUUUUCUAAGGACCUCUCGACCGCUCAAACAUAUUGUAAAUUUUUAUCUCGAGCUGGUUCCAUCCGCAUGGAUUAAAAUUGAGAUAUUUCUAAAGUAAGUUAUAAUUUCUAUUAAAAUACAACAAUCCGAUGUGU
Molecule: messenger RNA, 4435 nt
Organism: Osmia lignaria (orchard mason bee)
Lineage: Eukaryota; Metazoa; Arthropoda; Insecta; Hymenoptera; Megachilidae
Product: sodium- and chloride-dependent GABA transporter 1
Biological process (GO): sodium ion transmembrane transport; nitrogen compound transport; amino acid transport
Cellular component (GO): plasma membrane
Source: RefSeq, a predicted model, not a curated record